Pararge aegeria (speckled wood butterfly) is the source of this 2398-nucleotide messenger RNA. RefSeq names its product pachytene checkpoint protein 2 homolog (gene pch2). The record is from RefSeq and is a predicted model, not a curated record. Bases 413 to 1717 code for a protein of 434 amino acids. The transcript has a single exon. Gene Ontology annotation, cellular component: chromosome; nucleus. NCBI's taxonomy places the organism in Eukaryota, Metazoa, Arthropoda, Insecta, Lepidoptera, Nymphalidae. Gene Ontology annotation, molecular function: ATP hydrolysis activity; ATP binding. Gene Ontology annotation, biological process: reciprocal meiotic recombination; meiotic recombination checkpoint signaling.
AAUGAAAAAAUAAGAAACAACGUAGUGUUUAUAUAUUUCUUAGUUUUGCAUUCAAAAACAAAUCCUCGCACCUUAUGAGCAAAAAUACUAGAAACCAGAGCCGGUAAGUGAAUUAUAACUUUUAAACACAAGUUCAUAGUCCGCUUACACAUUAAAAGUAAGAAGUCAAAAUUUGUAAGACUACAACGAGUAGGGGAAGUAAAGAAAUAUAGUAAGUAUUCAAAACAGGCUGUAUAGUAAAUGAUCUUUGCCUUUCAAAAAAAAAAGAAAAUGUCAAGUGUCAACUAUCAUAAUUCAAAGCAGUGUCGAAAUAAACGAAUUUUUGUAUUAAAAUUUAUAUUAGUUUUAAAAGUUGUAUUAUUUUUUACAAGUUAGAUGAUAUUUGUAGAAUAUUAUAAACUCGAUAAUCAUCAUGAGCGUUCCUCUCCACGUUGAAAUCGUGCAAAAGAGAUCUAGCCGCGCAAAUAAGGACUUUAUAAAAGAAUUAGUUCAUUCCUAUUUGGCAAAUUUUGCUUCUAUAACGCCGGGUGUGACGCUAUCCAAGGAACUCGAAGACGCCGGGGAAAUCAACGAUCACGUGCAGUGCAUCAGCUUCUGCGACGCGGAACAUGAGGCCGAGCUGGCCGCGGCCGAGGCGGCGCUCGAGCUGCAUGUGUUCCGCCUGGACUCGCUGGCCGCCGAGAGCGACUGCCUGGCAGACGCGGGCGAGCCGCUGCCGGCCGCCACGGUGUGGGCGCUGCCGCACGAGGACUUCCACGGCCUGUGGGAGAGCCUGCUGUAUGACUCGCACCUCAAGCGUGAUGCGCUGCGCUACGCCGAGGCCGCCUUCGAGUUUGCGGCGCGCGGCGUGGACCCCAACGCGGUUGGCGUGAACCGCGUGGCGUUGUUCCACGGGCCCACGGGCACCGGCAAGACCAGCCUGUGCCGCGCCCUGGCGCAGAAGCUGUCCGUGCGCCUGGCCGCGCGCUUUCCGCGCACGCGCCUACUCGAGAUCAACGCGCACGGCCUGUUCUCAAAGUGGUUCUCCGAGAGCGGCAAGCUGGUAGCGCGCGUGUUCGCGCGAAUCGCCGAGCUGGCGGACGACCGGCGUCUGCUGGCCGUGGUGCUGGUGGACGAGGUAGAGUCGCUGGCGGCCGCCCGCCGCGCCGCGUUGGGUGGUCUGGAGCCGUCGGACGCGCUGCGCGCCGUCAACGCCGUGCUCGCGCAGCUGGACCGGCUGCGGCGCCUGCCCAACGUGCUAGUGCUGGCCACGUCCAACGUAACGGGCGCCAUAGACGUGGCCUUUGUGGAUCGCGCCGACGUGAAGCGCCUGGUGGGCCCGCCGUCGGCGCGCGCCGCCUACAGCAUCCUGCGUGGCUGCUGCAACGAGCUGGCGGCGCGCGGAGUGUUGCGCGCGGGCGCCGCGCCGCCGCCGCUGGCGCCGGGCUCGGGCGCGGGUCCGGCUAGCGCGAGCGCGGGGCCGGUGGGCGCGCGGUUGUGGCGCGUGGCGCGCGCGGCGGCGGCGGCGCGUCUGUCGGGGCGCGCGCUGCGGCGCCUGCCGUUCCUGGCGGUGGCGCUGCACGGAGCGCGGGGCGCGCGGCCGGACGCGGCGCUCUUCGCGGACGCGCUGGAGGCCGCGCUGCGCCAGCACGUGGACGACGCGGCCGCGGUGCGCGCCGCCGCCGCCGCUCCCACCGACGGCUCCGAACACUACAGUGACUUUGUUUCCGAUGAUUGAUACUAUCCACAGUGAUAUUUUAUAGAAACAUUUAAGGAUGGACUCUGAAUAUCGCAAUGUUCAUUUUAAUUCUCAGUUACAUUGCAACAAUUUUUAUAAUUGACUGCUUGGAACCUGAUACUGUUCGGUCGGAAGUUGAAAGGUUGAAAAUAGAAUUUAUGUCUAGUUUGUUAAGUCUACUUGUAAAAAUAAUAAUAUACAGUAAUUUGAUAAGAAUUUAUAAUAUUACCUGGUUUUAAUAAUUUUUUAAAUAUGAAAAACUUCUUUUUGUUACUUAAACAAUAGUUGUACAUAUGCUAUUGCAGACUUUUUUUCGACUCUACAACUUUUCUAUCAUAUAUCUCAUUGUUAAGGCAGCAUUCGUUGAACCGUUUUUCUCAGACUUACUUUGGAAAUCCAACUACCUUUUCAGUUUCAGGUAAAUAUAUAGCCGACACUCACAAAUAAUGUGGCUUCAUAAUGGUGUAAGAAUUUUUUAAAUAGGUUCAGUAGAUUUAGAGAUUACCCCAACAGUGUCACAAAUCAACGGACUUACAAUGUUACCUCUUUAUAAUAUUAGUAUAAGUAUAUAUGUGCUGAAAAUGUGUUCUCUUGGUCAUUUGUUUAUGAAUGAGUGAACCAACUUAGCUGUAGAAAAUGAUUUUUAGAUUAUAUAUCUAAAUGUAUAAAUGGCCACACAUA